AUGAAAAUAUUUCAGACAAACGUCGACAAUUUUAAUUUAAAUAUAUGUGAACAAAAUGAAAAUAUAAAUACAACAUGUGGUCAUGUAGAAUAUAUAAAAAAUGACAUUCAAAAAAAUGAAGAUCCUUGUUAUAAUGAUAAUAAUAUAUACUUUGAUGAUGAUAAAUUAUUAAGGAGGGAGAAAUCUGUUCCUUCUAUUAUCACACAUAAAAUAAGUGAUGAUGAUGUGGAUAAAAAACAAAUAACCGAGCAAAAUGACUUGGAUAAUAAAAAUUAUAUUAAACGUAAUCAUAGUAAUAAUAAUAAUAAUAAUAAUUAUAGUAAUGAUAAAAAUAUUCUUAAUGAUGAUGUAUCCAUGUCUCCCAAAAAGAAGAAGGCCAAAUACAACAACUCCAGUAAGAAUAAAAAAGAAAGUGAUAAAUGUGAUGAUAAAUGUGAUGAUAAAUGUGAUGAUAAUUGUGAUGAUAAAUGUGAUGAUAGUUGUGAUGAUAAUUAUGAUAAUGAUAACUGUGAUGAUAAUUAUGAUGAUGAUAACUGUGAUGAUAAUUAUGAUGAUGAUUCACAUAAUAAUCCUAAUAAUAUUAAUCACCUAAGAGAAGAAAUAAAAAAAGAACUAUUUAAAAAACUCAAUAUCAUUUUAGAUGUUAAUAUGAAUAUGAAUACUGAUGAAGAAUAUUAUAUGAAAUUUUUAAAAAACAGAAAAUUCAGAAACUAUAUUAUGAAUACUUCCAAAUUUAUUAUCAUCCUAGGAAAAUAUUUACAACUUUCUUUUUGCACCAUAUGUAUUGCUUUAUAUUAUAUGAAUAAAUAUAAUCAGAAAAUUCUUAAAAGAAAAAAAAACACAAUAAGUUAUCUCAUCGCAGGUGCCUGUAUUUUCCUUGCUUGGAAAUUAAGAGAAGAUUUUGAACUCUUGAAAAAAUCAAGAAAAUUAUAUGAUAUACCAAAAGUUAUUUUUAAACUGUUAAAUUAUUUUUAUAAAAAAAAAAAAAUCAAAAAAAAAAUACAUUCUAUCGAAUUAGAUUUAAUAACAAAUUAUAAAAUUAAUCAUACCUUUUAUAAUACUCAAAUAUUUAAUCACAAAACCUUUUCUUCUUUUAUGGAACAUAUCAAAAAAGAAAACUUAUGUGAUAUAAGCAUAAAACAAGAAGAACAAAAGAAACAACAACUGAAUCAAGAUUCAAAAAAUGAAAAUACUUACAUAGAUACAAAGAAAGAACAUAAAAACAAAAAACAAUCCAAAUGUUUACAUAUUAAUAAUAAUGUAAAUAAUCUACAAGAAAAUAAAUCCAUAUAUAACGACCUACAAGAAUUGAAUAAUAUAAUUGAAGAAGGAUAUAUAUCUGAUAUAAAUAAUAUAAAUCAUGUCAGUGAUUGCUUUAGCUCAUAUUUGUCUGAAUGUAAUAGCAGUGACGUUUCGGAGUAUGACCACAUGGAUAUUGAACAGAACGAAACGAUAAAUAAACAAACUGAUGUAAAAAAUGAAAAUGGUAAAAUAAAACAUGAAAUAAAUGGUGAUUUGCGUGAACAAAAUGGUGAUUUGCGUGAACACAAUGGUGAUUUGCGUGAACACAGUGGUGAGUUACAUGAACAAAAUGGUGAGUUGCACGAAACAAAUGGUGAGUUACACAAAAAAAAUGGUGAGUUGCACAAAAAAAAUGGUGAGUUGCACAAAAAAAAUGGUGAGUUAGGGGAAAAAAAUAAUUUGACAGAGACUAUAAAAAAAUUAAAAAAAUUAUGUAAAGAGCAUAAAAAGAAUAUAUACGUUUCUUCUUCCAAAUGGGUAUUAAACAAUUCAGGUCAGAAGUUACAAUUGAUGCAGAAGAUAAUAAUAUAUUACGAAGGAGAAAUAUUAAAAAGUUUUAAUUAUCACAUAAAUCCAAAAAUGUUAUUUUUUGAAUUAUUACCAUCAUAUAUAAAUAAAUUUGUGUAUACAAUGAAAGGAUAUAUUGAAUCUGAUCAGGUGGUAUAUUUAGAGAAGUUAUGUUUUUUAACUAUAUUAGAUAUUUAUAAAACUCCUUUAUGUUUAAUAUUUACUCCAAAGGAAAUAUUGAUAACGUGUAUAUUAAAAGCAUAUAUAUCAUUAAAAUUGUUGAGUAAUGAGUUACAUAUUCGAUCCUUGUCCUUUCAAGACUUUGAAGAUAAAAUAAAUUCUUUCAUACAAUCAAUCUGUUGUGAAGACCCAAUCAACGUCUAUAGGAUAAAAACAGCCUUGAGAGAACUACGACAACUGCAUUUUUAA
Messenger RNA from Plasmodium adleri (nom. inval.), 2238 nucleotides. Its product is annotated as conserved Plasmodium protein, unknown function. Lineage: Eukaryota; Apicomplexa; Aconoidasida; Haemosporida; Plasmodiidae. Bases 1 to 2238 code for a protein of 745 amino acids. The record is from RefSeq and is a predicted model, not a curated record. The transcript is spliced from 3 exons.